AUGGCUCUAUCAGUCCUUAGUGUGGACAGGAUCUCUAUACUUGACCCAAACCGCCAGGCUAUUUUCAGAGGCACGAGCGUCAGCUGUAUUAAUGUCGCUACAGUACAAAACGCUUACACGACUACAAUCUGGGCCAGCAAUUGGAAUCCACCUCCACAAGGAGGGGUGAACGUCCCAUUUGCUCUCAUGGUAGAUGCGCAUAACCAAGAUACCCAAAUCUUCAACAUCGAGGUUACUGGCGGAUUUCCCUUCCCUCCCGAAUGGAUCAAUCUACAAAACCAGCCAGGGUUCUUCAAGAUAAAACUCACUGACCAGAAUGGCGUCUCGCUACUAAGUGAAUUAUAUCCAGUCAUUGACCCGGCCAAUCCGAAUCCAACCACCUUCUUUGUCCAGCAUUUUAAGUUGGAACUAUUAGCCAACGGUCCUAUCUUUGGACCUUUUAAAUCAAGGUUGAAUUGGAAGCUUUCAAUUAUCAGUUGCAAUGGUCUAGGGGCUCCUGAAGGCUUCUUCUUUGUUGGUAGUCUCCACCGAGCUUUUUCCCAAUCAUUUCCACACGGUCAUCGCCUCGAGAUUAUUCGCAGUAGUGUCCUCGAUAUAGUUGACUAUUUAGAGGAACACUCGACGAUUCAGUACAAACAACGGGCGGCGAAGAACAUUGCUAAGGAAAUAUGGGAUAAACUAUCUCCUCGUCUCCGGUAUGACGUUUUUGAAGGCCGAGGCAGAUGCGGACUGAGUCACUAUGGUGGUAAACUAGACCUUACAGUCGUUCUGGAAGCUCCAGACCUUCUCGUCAACUGUUAUGACCUCGCCGGCAUCAGCCAAGCAUGGUGUGCCUCACUGGGUAAGGCUGGCAAUCAGGCCGCCCAGAUCCCCACCGCUGUCCUCGAAACAGCCUGGGCGUACAGUGGAGAGUGGUUUGGAUACGUUACGGAAGGCCCCCUUUUUGGGCGGGUGUCAAAUGUGGCCGAUAACCAAAAGAAAUGCAAUAAUCCCUUUUGGGGUCACUCAGGUCAGCCAUGGUAUGCUCAGGCAGACUUGAUGGAACCUGAUCGAAAUCCUUUCGGUAAUCACGCAUGGGUAGAGGUACAAAUCGAAAACGGACAAGCACGCCAGGUUUUGGAAAUAUGCCACGCUCACGUAGACUUGACUAACCUGGCCAAUGUUACCUUGUGCAACGCUGACAUUACUCGGGACAAGUGGAUCGGCCGUGCAGUCAAUGUGGGACUAGAAACGAAUGCCAACAUCGAUAACUGGAAGCCUAUUGCUAUUGAUCGAAAUGGUCUUGCGUUGGAAAUGAUCGCUCCGGGAGUUACCCGAUAUGUCUUUAUGCCACGAGGAAGUCAUGGCCUUGGAGGAUUUGUUGGGUGA
This is a messenger RNA of Fusarium graminearum PH-1, 1368 nucleotides long. RefSeq lists its product as uncharacterized. NCBI's taxonomy places the organism in Eukaryota, Fungi, Ascomycota, Sordariomycetes, Hypocreales, Nectriaceae. The record is from RefSeq and is a predicted model, not a curated record. The coding region runs from base 1 to 1368 and encodes 455 amino acids. The transcript has 4 exons.